AUUUGCUGCUUCUUAUUUGGAGAGGAGCUUAAGCAUUAAGGUAUAGACAAAUGGAAAGCGAGGUUGCAGGAAAGUUGGAAUUUUGAUAUAUAAUUUCGAUUCGACUUAUCUUGACUAAAAUCUAUCGCAAAUGGAAUCGACUUUGUGCUUCUUCUUCUGGGUUAAAAGCUCGGAUCCAAUCUGAAGAAAGGAACCAGUUUCUUGAUUCUUUCUCUAUCCCAUUGAGAUUGCGGAUUUGUGGGUUUUCUCCGACAAGAAACAUGUUCGAAGGUCGACCUCGAGAUUCUUGUCUGGUUUCAACGCUUUUCGCCAUGCCAAGCCAAAAAGAAACCAAAUGGAGCUUUUUGAUUUCCGGGAAACGCCCUUUCCUCAACAACGACGAGACCGAUCUUCCUAACCACAACAACAACAACAACAAGAAGGUUCACAAGCUCGCAGAUUUCUUGAACCCAGAUGAUGAUUGCUCCGACGACGACGGAGGAAACGGAAACGGAAACGGAUCUUCAGAUUCGGGAUCGCUAAUCCCAGGGAUGAACAGAGACGACUCAAUUAGCUGUUUGAUUCGUUGCUCUCGAGCCGAUUACUGCUCCAUUGCUUCAGUGAACCGGAGCUUACGCGCUCUGAUUCGAAGCGGAGAGAUUUACAGGCUGAGGAGGCUACAAGGGAAGCUCGAGCAUUGGGUUUACUUCUCUUGCGAUCUCAACGAAUGGGAAGCUUUUGAUCCGAAAUCGAAACGGUGGAUGCAUUUGCCGAGCAUGCCACACAACGAAUGUUUCAGGCGCGCAGACAAAGAAUCUCUCGCUGUAGGAACUGAUUUGCUUGUGUUUGGUUGGGAAGUGAGUUCGUUUGUAAUCUAUAGAUACAGUCUUUUGACCAACUCUUGGUCUACGGGUAAGAGCAUGAACAUGCCUAGAUGCUUGUUUGGCUCUGCUAGUUACGGUGAGAUCGCGGUUUUAGCAGGAGGUUGCGAUUCGAGCGGUACGAUUCUCGAUACAGCUGAGAUGUAUAACUACGAGGAUCAGACUUGGUCUGUGUUACCGGAGAUGAACAAGAGGAGGAAAAUGUGUUCCGGUGUGUUUAUGGACGGGAAGUUUUAUGUGAUUGGUGGGAUUGGUGUUGGAGAAGGAAAUGAGCUAAAGGUUAUGACUUGUGGGGAAGAGUUUGAUUUGAAGACGAGGAGAUGGAGAGAGAUCCCUGAGAUGUCUCCGCCGAGGUCAAACCAUGGGAACGGAAUGUCUGCAGCAGCUAUGGCUCCACCGCUUGUAGCGGUUGUGAAUGAUCAGCUUUACGCGGCGGAUCACGCCGGUAUGGCGGUGAGAAGGUAUGAUAAGGAAAGUCGGGUUUGGGUUAAAGUUGCGAACUUGCCUGAGCAAGCUGGUUCGAUGAACGGUUGGGGUUUAGCGUUUAGGGCUUGUGGAGAUAGGGUUGUAGUGAUUGGUGGACCAAAGGCUCCUGGUGAAGGGUUCAUUGAGCUUAACUCAUGGGUUCCAAGUGAUGCUACACCUGAGUGGCGUUUACUCGGCAAGAAACAGUCGGUUAAUUUCGUUUAUAACUGCGCGGUAAUGAGCUGUUGAACAAGUUCAGAAAGAAGAAAGAAGAGAAUUUUACUUGGGGGAGAUGUUGGAUUUAGCUGUCUUUAACUUGGGUAUAAACACACAGGCUUGUUAGUGAUUGAUGUAUUAACAAUUGCAGGAGAUUGUUGUCCUUUGUUACUUGUUGUAAUUGUGUAGUUUCCUGUUGAAUUCUAUCUUUUGA
Eutrema salsugineum is the source of this 1755-nucleotide messenger RNA. RefSeq names its product F-box/kelch-repeat protein At1g26930. The record is from RefSeq and is a predicted model, not a curated record. NCBI's taxonomy places the organism in Eukaryota, Viridiplantae, Streptophyta, Magnoliopsida, Brassicales, Brassicaceae. Bases 261 to 1574 code for a protein of 437 amino acids. The transcript is spliced from 2 exons. Gene Ontology annotation, molecular function: protein binding. Gene Ontology annotation, cellular component: nucleus.